Salmo salar (Atlantic salmon) is the source of this 2984-nucleotide messenger RNA. The record is from RefSeq and is a predicted model, not a curated record. NCBI's taxonomy places the organism in Eukaryota, Metazoa, Chordata, Actinopteri, Salmoniformes, Salmonidae.
CCUUACUUUCCAAGUCUUAGCUAGCAGUCAUCAUCAGUUGUCAUCAAGUCGACAAUCUACUGGAAAAUCCUUUUUAUUCCUUGUCAUGUGAAGAGAAAUAAUGAAGAGAAAAUGUAGAUAAAACGUAUCGGUGCUCAUCGGCCAUUGUACAUAAAGACUACACAACAAGUUGGAAAUCGCAAAUUCAACAAUGAGUCGUUUGGAAGGAAUCAGUGUCUAACUGCAAGCGUUGCAAAGCAACCACUAACGUUAGCCUGCUAUUCAAUGGAGUGGCUGUGUUUUUUCCUCCGCGAAAUCCAGAAUGCCAGACUUUGAUGACAAAAUUUGACCACAAUGGACCGCUGCACCACCUUCACAAGCUCUUGUUGUUUUAGCACGAUGUCUGCACUCUGUCUGUGUUGUGCAAUCUUCCUCUGUCUCCUUUGCUGCACCCUGGCUGAGAAAGGGAGCAAGGGACUGCUGGUCCGAAAGCAGGAGGGAGACACUAUGACCAUCCACUGCAGCACCUCUCUGCCAGACCAAGAAAACCUGAGUGUGUACAUGCGCCUGACAAAAGAGAUUGAAGUGCUCUACUUUCACCAGGGUAAUCAAAAAUUCACCCUCCACAAGAGGUUUGAACUCAGAUUGACGCCUAAUGGAAAACUCAACAAAAUGGACAUCACCAUCACAAACCUGACCAUAGAGGACUCUGGGGUCUACUGGUGUGUGUACAGUGUUUAUAAGUCACCCAAGAAUGAGAAGACUGAGGGGGAAGGAGCUGUUUUGCUGGUGGUGAAUGAUGAGGAGUGUGACCAGAAUGAUGCGUCCUCAGGGCUAGGAAUGCCCAGGUAUCUGGUCCUGGUCUCAGCUGUCACUGCUGGCUCUGUGCUUCUCCUGAGUCUGCUCAUCCUCUUCAUCUGGGUCAUCCCCAGGUUAAAGGCAUGGCGUGCAACGAUUAGACCAACACCGGUCAGGACUAACGAUGUCUAUGAAGACAUGCGCACCACCAUCAGACGUGCACACCUCCCUCAGAUGGGUUAUUAGUGAUGUUGCACGGCAGCCAUCUUUACUUUGGGCACCACCUUCAGACAGGUUGUUACAGAUGUUGCAUGGCAGCCAUCUUUACUUUGGGCACGACCUUCAGACAGGUUGUUACUGAUGAUGCACGGCCGCCAUCUUUAAUUUGGGUCCAAAUGGAGGCUCAUGUCAGCUGACUAGGAGACAAUUAUGUCAACAUACUGCAAUACAUGAUGUCAACGAAGGACUUUGAAAGUUAUAAUCUCAGGUAGUGUUUAAUAGCAAGGGCUUGCAUCAAUGAUGUACACUUAUGUCAGUCAUUCAACCUCAAGGUAAGCUACCUAUAUACUGUAGCUACUUAAGUACACAGCAUUGUAUGUGACUGACAUCACACAACACAAUGGUUGUUCAUACAGAGGUUUUUUAUGGUCCUUGACCCUGACGCAGCAGGUAGAAUUUGAGUCUUGUAAUUACCACCACAAUUUAACUUGAAAAUAGCACUGAUUGCUGUGCAUGGAAUUUCAAUGUCUUUAGCUGUACAUUCUAUUUUUCUUUAUAGAUUGACAAUAUAUUUUUUAACCACUUUUAAAUGUUGAAUUGAUUCUCUAUUGUAUACAGUGAGGGAAAAAAGUAUUUGAUCCCCUGCUGAUUUUGUACGUUUGCCCACUGACAAAGAAAUGAUCAGUCUAUAAUUUUAAUGGUAGGUUUAUUUGAACAGUGAGAGACAGAAUAACAACCAAAAAGUCCAGAAAAACACAUGUCAAAAAUGUUAUAAAUUGAUUUGCAUUUUAAUGAGGGAAAUAAGUAUUUGACCCCCUCUCAAUCAGAAAGAUGUCUGGCUCCCAGGUGUCUUUUAUACAGGUAACGAGCUGAGAUUAGGAGCACACUCUUAAAGGGAGUGCUCCUAAUCUCAGUUUGUUACCUGUAUAAAAGACACCUGUACACCUGUAUACUGUACAUGCCCGUCUGAAGUUUGCCAAAGAACAUCUGAAUGAUUCAGAGGACAACUGGGUGAAAGUGUUGUGGUCAGAUGAGACCAAAAUGGAGCUCUUUGGCAUCAACUCAACUCGCCGUGCUUGGAGGAGGAGGAAUGUUGCCUAUGACCCCACGAACACCAUCUCCACCGUCAAACAUGGAGGUGGAAACAUUAUGCUUUGGGGGUGUUUUUCUGCUAAGGGGACAGGACAACUUCACCGCAUCAAAGGGACGAUGGACGGGGCCAUGUACCGUCAAAUUUUGGGUGAGAACCUCCUUCCCUCAGCCAGGGCAUUGAAAAUGGGUCGUGGAUGGGUAUUCCAGCAUGACAAUGACCCAAAACACACGGCCAAGGCAACAAAGGAGUGGCUCAAGAAUAAGCACAUUAAGGUCCUGGAGUGGCCUAGCCAGUCUCCAGACCUUAAUCCCAAAGAAAAUCUGUGGAGGGAGCUGAAGGUUCGAGUUGCCAAACGUCAGCCUCGAAACCUUAAUGACUCGGAGAAGAUCUGCAAAGAGGAGUGGGACAAAAUCCCUCCUGAGAUGUGUGCAAACCUGGUGGCCAACUACAAGAAACGUCUGACCUCUGUGAUUGCCAGCAAGGGUUUUGCCACCAAGUACUAAGUCAUGUUUUGCAGAGGAGUCAAAUACUUAUUUCCCUCAUUAAAAGGCCAAUCAAUUUAUAACAUUUUUGACAUGCGUUUUUCUGGAUUUUUUUGUUGUUAUUCUGUCUCCCACUGUUCAAAUAAACCUACCAUUAAAAUUAUAGACUGAUAAUUUCUUUGUCAGUGGGCAAACGUACAAAAUCAGCAGGGGAUCAAAUACUUUUUUCCCUCACUGUAUAUUUUUUUUACAUAUUUGAUGGCAUUGGGCCUACGCCUAUUUUUCAGGCACCAGGCAACUUUUACUGCUAUUUUAUUGUAAUACUUUUGCAUUCUUUAGUUUCUGUACUGAUCAUGUUGUUCCUGUAAUGAUAGUCUAUUUUUCUUAAUAAUAAAUCAGUCAUAAGACUAACA